Molecule: messenger RNA, 5555 nt
Organism: Alligator mississippiensis (American alligator)
Lineage: Eukaryota; Metazoa; Chordata; Crocodylia; Alligatoridae
Gene: DCUN1D4
Product: defective in cullin neddylation 1 domain containing 4
Exons: 11
Coding region: 84-962 (292 amino acids)
Biological process (GO): protein neddylation; positive regulation of ubiquitin-protein transferase activity
Cellular component (GO): ubiquitin ligase complex
Molecular function (GO): cullin family protein binding; ubiquitin-like protein binding; ubiquitin conjugating enzyme binding
Source: RefSeq, a predicted model, not a curated record
GGGCCAAGAGUGCUCUGAGCCUGGGCGCUGUGAUUGGGAGAGGCGGAGGGAGCCGGGCCGAGCCGGGUGUGCGCCGCACGAAAAUGCACUCGGAUGCCGCGGCUGUCAAUUUUCAGCUGAAUUCUCAUCUGUCAACACUGGCAAAUAUUCACAAGAUUUACCACACUCUGAAUAAGCUGAAUCUGACAGAAGACGUUGGUCAAGACGAUCACCAGACAGGAAGUCUUCGAUCUUGCAGUUCAUCAGACUGCUUUAGUAAAGUGAUGCCUCCAAGGAAAAAGAGGAGACCUGCAGCAGGAGAUGAUUUAUCUGCUAAGAAAAGUAGACAUGAUGGCAUGUAUAGAAAAUAUGAUUCAACUAGAAUAAAAGCAGAGGAAGAAGUCUUUUCAAGUAAGAGGUGCCUAGAAUGGUUCUAUGAAUAUGCAGGAACUGAUGAUGUUGUGGGUCCUGAGGGCAUGGAGAAAUUUUGUGAAGACAUUGGAGUUGAACCAGAAAAUGUAGUUAUGCUUGUGUUAGCUUGGAAAUUGGACGCACAAAACAUGGGUUACUUUACGUUGCAAGAAUGGUUAAAAGGAAUGACAUCACUGCAAUGUGAUACAACAGAAAAACUAAGGAAUUCCUUGGAUUACUUAAGAACUUUAUUAAAUGAGCCAACAAAUUUUAAACUUAUUUAUAGAUAUGCAUUUGACUUUGCACGGGAGAAGGACCAGCGCAGCCUAGACAUAAAUACUGCCAAGUGCAUGUUGGGGCUUCUGUUAGGAAAAACAUGGCCUCUUUUUCCAGUAUUCCAUCAGUUCCUAGAGCAAUCAAAAUACAAAGUUAUCAACAAGGACCAAUGGUGCAAUGUUCUAGAAUUCAGCAGAACAAUUAACCUUGACCUCAGUAAUUAUGAUGAAGAUGGAGCCUGGCCAGUGUUGUUGGAUGAAUUUGUGGAGUGGUAUAAAGGAAAACAGAUGACAUAGGAAUUUAACUAUGCAGAGCUGCUCAAGAGUCACUGUUACCACAGUUAUGUCAACCAUUAGCCAUAAACUGCUGUUUGUAUCAAAGUGCAUGCUGCUUUUCUUGCACUGUAUCCCUUUUGCAGGGAACUUUCGGUGUUUGCUAUUUAACAGGCCAGCUCUGCUUGCUGUGUAGCAUUGUUCUCUUUGAAAGCUGCUUUGCAUUUUGUAUUUACACUACAAAUUGGUGAACUUGCCAGCGUCCUCACUGUGAUUAUGUGUAUAUUGCUGUCUAAAUUUUGUAUAUGUGUAUAAAAAUGCUUCACCUAGGGAUUAUUUCUGCAGAAAUGUAUUGUAAAAAUAAUUUUGUGGCAUAUUUCUAGUCACCUUCAAUGAAUAUGUAACUUUUAUUUUAUCUUUUUUUUCUUUUGGUCUCAAAUGUAGCAUUUCAGAAAAGACAUACAAAAAACUAAAACUCUUGGUUCCAAAAUUAUACCUUUUAUUAGACCUCCUGGAAAAUGGCAAGAAAAUUGUCCUUUUCUGCAAGCUUUCGGUAUCAAAGUCCCUUCGUCAGGCUCUGGGAAAAGUAUAGAUGGUACAAGAUGGUAAAAAGUCCCCAUAGGUAGGAAAUAAACUUCAUUUUUGCACGGAGGGAGCUGAAGAUGGAAGGCUUGUCCCUCUGGGUCCAUGAGAGUGUCUUUGUGAGCUGUGUUGAGUAGCUCUUUGAUGUGUUGAUCAGGUAGAAUUCCUUCCCUGAAGGUGUCAGAUGGGAGGCAGGGAGGUAAAAAAAACUUCCUUGUAGUUCUGCAGUGAAGUUUAAAAUCCAAAAUCGGCUGAAAUUUGGCAUCUUCUAUGUUUCAGGGGUGUACUUGGUAGCCGUGUUGGUCUGAGACAAAAAGACAUACAAAAAACUAGAACUCUUGGUUCCAAAAUGAUACCUUUUAUUAGACCAACUGGAAAAUGGCAAGAAAAUUGUCCUUUUCUGUAAGCUUUUGGGAUCAAAAUCCCUUCGUCAGGCUCUGGGAAAAGUGUAGAUGGUACAAGAUGGUAAAAAGUCCCCAUAGGUAGGAAAUAAACUUCAUUUUUACACAGAGAGAGCUGAAGAUGGAAGUCUGUCCCUCUGGGUCCAUGAGAGUGUCUUUGUGAGCUGUGUUGAGUAGCUCUUUGAUGUGUUGAUCAGGUAGAAUUCAGAAAAAAAAUGUACAGACUGUUUGGACAUAAUUACCAUGAGGAACUAUUGCAAGUUUUAAUGUUACUGUUUAAGAUGCCAGUCUCUGAGAGAAGCUUUAUUAAAACUUACUUUGCAGGUACAUGCCAAACAUCACUUUUCUUCAGUAAAGGAGAAGUAUUGGUGUCUUUUAAAAAUUAUGAUUAAAACUGUAAUAGUUGUACAUGCCAGAGAUAAUUUCCACUUGGCGAAGAAAGUAUGGGGUUUUUAAUGUUAAAACUGCAGUAGUUUGAUUCUAGUAGGUACAAGUGAGCAAAUUAAAGUACCUUUGAAAAAUGGGUUUUAGACUUUUGUAAAUUGCCUUUGGCAUAUUUCUUUUGUUUUGAUUUUACCAAGGUUGUUUGGACUGUGUUGCCAUAAAGAGAAAUUUAAACUUUUAUUUAAAAUUAGUGGUGGGGGAGUUAAGACCUAUAAUCCCUAACCAACAGUUAACCUAGGUUUGGAUUUUUGUUUGUAACUUCAGUUAGUCUUUCCCAUGCUAUAAAUUCCUGUGACUGAGUAAUUAAAAAUUACACUAAAUAAUAAAAAGUUACUACUUUUUUCAUGCUGGGUUUGGAUUUUCCUGGCAGAAUGUCCGUUGCAGGCAAUGGGCACAUUAAACACCAGCAUUUAAGAGUUAACAAUGUAAUUCCUUUUUUUAAGAGCCCCUUCCUUUUUCACUCAUUUGAUUAUUUACAUAAGAAGGUGAUAGCCAUUGCUUUGGGGAAAUGAGUGAGUGGAGUGGUGUCUUAAGUUCUCUACUUUUAUCAUGUUGUCUUUGCCUUACCUUUCUUCGUAAAGUAAUGUCAAUGUUGAUUUAAAAAACAGAUUGUUGAAGUAUCUGGUGCUAUUAAAUGUUGGCCCAUAAGGAUCAGUUAAAAUAUCCCAAACUUUCAGUUGUACUAAAGGUCCAGUUCUGCUGUUAUUGAAAUCACUGACAAAACUCCUGACUCUGUCAAUGAUAGAACUUUGGGAUGAAGCCUAAUUAAUCAAAAGCACGCCAAGCUGCUCUGCUGGACCAGAAAGUCUAAGGUCUUUUGCUACUUGUAAUUGGUUUGUGUUUAAAACUGUUUUUUCCAAAUUCAACCACCAAAGACAAAAGUCAUGUAUAUAUUUAAAAGUAUAUGUGCAUAUACAAAAUCUAAAAUCACAUCAUGGUAAAAUGAAAAUACUGCCUUUUCCCACCAAAGUCAUAUUUAGGUUGCCAUGGGAUAAAAGCGAAUAGGACUCUCAAAGGUUUCAUAAUGACAAAGCAUACAUAAUUGUUACUUGUUUGUAUGCAAACACAUAAUAUGAAUUCCAUAUUUGAUGCUAGUUUGCACUUGAUGAUAAUUAAAUGGAGUAUGGUAUUUGUUUACAAUAAGCCUCUUAUUAAAACACCUGCUUUUAAUAAGAUUUCUAAUGUAAAUGUGUAUGUUACUACAGGUGUAGCCAUAGAGAAAACAUCUGUGGAGCUACUGGUUUAGGUCUCUAAAAAUAACUUGGAAAAUUAGGCUGUAUCAUGGUUGCUAGAAACUUAAGUGAAUUACUGUAAGUGUUCAUAAAUACUAAGCUAGUUACAAUUUCAGGCAAGCUUUUAGCAAGGGUGGUAUAGUUAAUGCUAAAAUACAAGAUUUGUUACAGAAAAAGUUUUGUAUGUUGCAAAUAACCUGGCUUCCAAUAAUGGAGGGAAGAGCCAAAGAAACUUUCAAUAAUGCGACAGAUAUCUGGCAAAACAGGGUCAACAGAAAUCUGUGUGUUUAAAUCACCCUGCUGUUCUUUUGCAGAUUGUACUGUUUAACAGAAUCUAAAAUUUAAUUUAAAAACUAUUCAUAUGGAGGGGGAGCAAGGAGGGGGGAAUUGGUUUAAAUAUGAACCAUAUUAAUGAUGACUAGAAUUACCUAUCCUUUCUGUUGAAUAGAUGAAAUUGUAUUUUUGGUCCUCAGCAAGUUUCUAAUAUGCAGGUGUCAUAAAGCAAACCGCUAACAUACUUGCAGAUAAUUCGCACCUUUAUUGGCACUUACAUUGUAGAAACCCAAAGCUGAAUGACUUGACACUGAAUGGAAUUUCCCAGCUUGCCAUUCUGCUGCCUUUCCUGUAGUUGGUCUGUGGAUAAACAGAGGACUUCAAGGCUGAAUGUAUCUUAGAGGAACAACUUUUUACGUUUAAAUUACAACUUUUUAAAAUUGUUCACUUUGCCUUCUAUUAAGUACAUAGUUUCCUCUAAGAAAAAAUAGCACUUUGUCAUAUCCCUUGUUUUUUAAUAGAAAAUGCAGAAAAUGUACCAAUUUUUUGGCCAAAAGUUAAAUCAAAGACACAGAAUAGUCAGGAACAUAUCUUAAAUUCUUUGCACAUACUUCUGGUGUAAAAUACUUGUCCCUAUAGUGAAGAUGUAAUGACCUAUGUGUAACUGUGGCAAGUAAAGAGAGGAAAUUAGUGUUCUGGUACUAUAUUGAUUCGUAUCACAAAAAUAUUUAAGUUUGAUUAAUGAUAGGCAUUGUUAAAGUUCCUUAUUUAACAGAUUAAGAAUAAAGAAUGUUAGUUUCAGGAGAACACUGUUAGGUUAUAGUUAUACCAAAUUCUUUCUGCUGCCAAAUAGAGUAGAACAAUCCUAUACUAAUAGAUGGGGAUGUGCUGUUUAUUCCUCAGUAUUACCUUUAUUGUCUAUUUUAAAACAAGUCUAUUCCAAAUGAAAAUACAGUGUAAGCAAUGAGAAUUGAUUAAGAAUAAGUUUUUGUAGCAGCUCCCAUUGUGAGUCUAAACAAUUAACCACAGAUUUGUACUAUUGUAUCACAAACUCAAGUGUUUCAUUAUUUUCUCAAAAAUGCUAAUGCACAAUCAAAUGGGGCUGCUGAUUUAAUGUUCUCCAGGCAUAUUUUGGAUGGGAUGGAGGUGUAUCUUAGUUUUGCUGGGGCUUUUACAGAUUUCUGUUGACCUUUGGUCACAAAUUUAACACAUUUAUUUCAUGAGUAUUUUAAGAAACUUAAGUAUGAGAACUUUAAAGGUUAGCUUGUGCCCCUGAUUUAAUAUACCUGCUAGAAAUACCUCUUAUAAGCCUUAUAUUUUAUCCUUUCAUAUUGUUGUAUAAGUGUAUAGAAUUCAUUUACCAACACAACCAUUGGUUGUCUAAUUCAGAUCAAAAUUUGAAUUGGGGUGUUGUGUGUGGAGGGGAGGGGGUUGUGCGUGUGUUGUUGCAAAAUAGUUUUUACUGACACUGCUGUUACGGGGACAACAGUUAACCUACAACUGUGAAUGCUUUUAUGUCUUAGGUAUUUGCAUAUUACAUACAUGUGGCGUGCUACAGUCCUGUGACUCACAGUCUGACUAAAGUACUGUUAUGCCACUUAACCUGAGUUCAGCUCAUUGGUUUUUUAGGUUAUGUUGGAGUUAAUGCAUCCCACAAAUAAACAGUAUUUGUGUUGGUUUCAGAA